Culicoides brevitarsis is the source of this 14820-nucleotide messenger RNA. RefSeq names its product cadherin-related tumor suppressor (gene ft). The transcript is spliced from 8 exons. Gene Ontology annotation, cellular component: plasma membrane; cell-cell junction. Bases 1 to 14820 code for a protein of 4939 amino acids. NCBI's taxonomy places the organism in Eukaryota, Metazoa, Arthropoda, Insecta, Diptera, Ceratopogonidae. Gene Ontology annotation, biological process: homophilic cell-cell adhesion. The record is from RefSeq and is a predicted model, not a curated record. Gene Ontology annotation, molecular function: calcium ion binding.
AUGCAAUCGCGAUCUGUCGAUACAACGGCCGAGUUUGAAAUUGCCGAAGGUGAACCAAAGAACACACUUGUCGGUUAUAUUCCAACGAAACCCGGGUUCAAGUACCGCUUUAACGAGCCACGCAAAGAAUUCUCCCUGGAUGCAGUUACGGGCGAAAUUCGCACACUCGUCGAAUUGGAUCGCGAGCAAAAUGACCACUAUGAUUUGGUGAUUUUGUCGUCGCAACCCACAUAUCCGAUCGAAGUACGCAUCAUAGUCACGGAUAUUAACGAUAAUUCCCCCGAAUUUCCCGAACCAAUGAUCAAUGUGACAUUUUCCGAAGCGACUCCAAUACAAAGAAUUUUACUAGAUGUCGCCCGGGACAAAGACAUCGGCUCGAACAGCAUCUCCGAUGACUACAAAAUAAUCGGCGGCAACGAAGAAGGAAGAUUUCAAUUGGCGGUCACUACAAAUCCGAGUGGCGACAUCACCUAUCUCCAUCUUGAAACGACAAAUUCACUUGAUCGGGAGACUUGUGGCAUGUACAUGUUAAAUAUUUCCGCCAGAGACAAUGGCAUCCCUCAACGUUAUGGAUACCUGCAAGUUAAUGUGACAGUCCUCGAUGUCAACGACAAUCCGCCAAUUUUCGAUCACAGCGAUUAUAUUGUCACUUUGAACGAUUCGACGCCGCCAAACACCAAAAUUCUCGAAGUUCAUGCCUCGGACAUUGAUUUAGGGAUAAAUGCCAAAAUAAAUUACUAUCUCCCGAACACGGAAUACCAAUUCAGCAUCGAUCCGGAUACAGGUGCCAUUUACACGACAGACAAACUUUCCUGUCCCCGACGACAGGAUUGCAACGAAUUCGCCCGAAAUCCCGGGCAGUGUCAUCGUAGUUGCGUUUUUACCGUUUAUGCGCAGGAUUUUGGGAGUCCCCGUCAAAACGGGCGAACUUAUGUCACUGUCAACCUUUUAGACUCCAACGAUCACGAUCCGAUAAUAAAAUUUCAAUUUUUCCCCUCGACUAGUAAAGUUGCCACAGUUGAUGAAAACGCCGUUAACGGCACAGUUGUCGCUGCAAUUUCCGUUUUAGACAUGGAUGAAGGCACGGAUGGUCGAACUUCGUUGAAAAUUAUUGCUGGCAACGAAUUGGAUCACUUUCGCUUGGAAUGGGCAACCAGUUUUUACCUCAUGCGCGUCAACAGUGUCUUGGAUCGUGAGGAAAUUAGCAAGUACAAUGUCACAAUUGUCGCUACAGACUCGGGAAAACCGCCGCGCUCGUCCAUGGCAUACCUGAUUAUUGAAGUAAAUGACGAAAAUGACUACGAACCAGUUUUUGAAAAGUCUGAAUAUCAAAUUACCUUGUCGGAAGCGGCUCCGAUCAACAGUUACAUUUUGGUGACAUUAGCUAAAGACGAAGAUACGGGCGUAAAUGCGGAAAUUUCGUAUGAUUUUGUGUCGGGGAAUCAACGACAAUGGUUCAAAAUUGAUCCAAAAACGGGAUUAAUUACGACAAACUCGAUUCUGGACCGCGAAAUUCAAGAUACGAUCGUUUUGAAUGUCUCGGCGCAUGAUGGCGGUCCAAAUCCCAAGUACGCUUAUAGUUUGGUGAAAAUUGUGUUACUCGACGAGAACGAUGAAUAUCCGAAAUUUGUGAAAAAUGAAGUUAACGUGACAUUUCCGGAAAAUAAUCAACCGAAUACGCUGAUAACGACACUGACAGCGGUCGAUUUAGAUCAAGGCACGAACGGGAGUGUCGUUUAUUCCUUACAUCCGAUCGAUUCGUACAAAUAUUCCAAAAUUUUCGCAAUUGACAGCAUUUCCGGGAGACUUGUUGCUAAAAUUAAACUCGAUCGGGAGAUCGCUUCGAGCUACAAACUUCGAAUUAUUGCCCAGGAUCAAGGUGUUCCGUCGUUAAGUAGCGAAGCGGUUGUUCACGUGACCAUUAACGACAUCAACGAUAACUUCCCGAUAAUUUAUCCGACCCAAAUUUUCAUCAUUUUAGACGAAUACACGCCGAUUGGAACGCAAGUGGCUCAAGUAACAGCUACGGAUGCCGAUACCGGCUCAAAUGGCGUUGUGAGUUACAGUUUCGAGAAAUCCGACUUGUUUAACCUGGAUUCCAAAACGGGAGCGAUUUUCGUGAAAAAUAGCGUAAAAAACUAUUUGGGACAGUCGCAAAAGUUUAAAGUUCACGCCUCAGAUGGAGGCAACAAAUACGCUCAAACACCCGCUACAAUUCAAAUAAUGAAGAAAAAUGACGUGAAAAACGUGAAUUUCGCCCAAAACGAGUACAAUUUCGAGCUCGUGGAAGAUAACGGUAACUUACCUCCCGUUUUAGGACGAAAAGUCGGGCAAGUAAAAGUUGAAAACCGUGGAUUGCAAAACUUUAUCGCAGAAAGUCUUGAAUUUUUCAUCGUCGAUGGCGAUCCAAACGGAAAUUUCAAGGUCGAUUCAAGGUCAGGGGUCAUUUCCACGGCAAAAGCGAUCGAUCGUGAGCUGAUUCAACAGUAUUCGUUGACAAUUGUUUGUUACACGGGCGUCGUUUACGGCAAAGUGACCGUAAAUAUAGAUAUUUUGGAUGUAAAUGACCAAAGUCCCACUUUUGACAGCAGUUGGGAUGAAAUUUUACUUGACGAAGACACGCCCGUGGGUAAAGAUAUCUACAUUUCGCGCGUCAAAGACCUCGAUGAACACAAAAGUGCGCAAGAAAUGAUCUUCAAUUUGCUGGAAAACCCUCAUGAAGUGUUUUACAUAUCGCAACAAGGUGUCCUGUACCUCAAUAAAACGCUGCAACUUGAACCGGGAACAGUUGUUUAUGUCAAAAUUCAGGUUCAGGACUCAUCGGAUGCGACUUUGGCUUCUACAAUGACUCUCAAAAUCACAAUAAAUGACGUAAAUAAUCACUCACCGGUCUUUGACUUUACCUCGUACGAGACUUCGUUGUCGGAAGGUACUCCCCUCAACACGAGAUUCUUCCUUCUAAAGGCCUCCGAUGUCGAUUUGAACGAAAAUGGUCGCAUAAUUUACGAAAUUUCCGAUGGAAAUGAAAAUGACAAGUUCGGCGUGUUCCCCGAUGGCUAUUUAUACGUCAAAAAUCAGCUGGAUCGUGAAGAACGGAACUAUUACUCGCUUUAUGUGACGAUCCGGGACAAUGGAGUGCCUGUUCGGAAGUCUACAGUACCAAUUGUGAUCCACGUCAAAGACGAAAACGACAAUAAACCAUAUUUCACGAACAAUACUUUCACGUAUACCAUUUCGGCGGGCGAGCCAAAGAACUCUUUCAUCGGAAAUUUGCAAGCCAACGACAAAGAUAUCGGUCGAAAUGCCGAAUUAAUUUACGCAAUUCUCACAAAUCAGGAUGAUUUCGAGGUAGAUGCUCGUACGGGCUUCAUUAAAACCUUGAAACCGCUGAAAAAUGCCGGGCAAGAGAUCCGUUUCGAGGUUUCCGUGUCAGAUAACGGCGAAAAAGUGCGUUGGAGUGACAAAGCAACUGUCGUGGUGACUGUGAAAGAUGUCCAGAACAAAGCCCCGGAAUUUGCGAGAGAAAUUUAUUCGGUUAAUGUCUUGGAAAAUGCGAAUAUUGGAGCAGUUAUUUACACAAUUCAUGCCUCCGAUGCCGAUUCGUAUCACUUAAUCUCUGGAAACGAGCUUGGAUUUUUCAAAAUUCAAAAAGAAAGUGGCGUAAUUUCUCUUGUGAAAGGUCUCGAUCGGGAAAUGCAAGAUUUUUACGAAUUAAAAAUAUUUGCUGAGAACGGAAUUAAGCUCAAUAGUACUGCAAUUGUUAAAAUUCACGUUCAAGAUGUCAAUGACAAUCGCCCAGAGGUGACGACAAAAUCUUUUUCCUCGUCGAUUGAAGAAAAUGCCGUUUCUGGCACGAAAAUUGCCCAAUUUUACUGUAACGAUGCCGAUUUAAAUGAAAAAUUAACAUUUUCCAUCACGCAUGGGAACAAAAGAGAUCUUUUCCGCAUCACAGAAGACACGGGAAUUCUUCUUCUUCAUAAAACUUUGGAUUAUGAGGACACUCCGAUGCAUCAAAUUAACGUCACAUGCUCGGAUAGUGGCACUCCAUCCCUCGCGACAACGAUUUUGUACAAAAUUUUUGUCAUCGACAUCAACGAUAAUCGUCCCAGCUUCCCAAAUACCGCCGUUAUUCGUCAAAUUAAGGAAGGCCUGCCGAUAAAUAGUAAAAUUCUAACGUUACUUGCUGAAGAUUUGGAUUCCGGUAACAAUGGCAAGAUAAAAUACAGCAUCGUCAAUGAAAGUCCCAAAUUUGACGGGUAUCCGUUUUUUGCGAUAAACGACACAACGGGCGUCAUUCGAACGUUACGCGAAAUCGACCGUGAAAUUAUCGACAAUUUCAAGCUGACGAUCAAGGCAACGGAUCAAGCAAGUGAUCCCAUGAAACGACUCGCCUCCGAGAAGCUCGUGACCGUUAUCGUCGAAGAUGUGAACGAUAAUGCGCCGGAAUUUAUCUCCAUGAAUGCCGUUAUCAAGUCUCUCGAUGAUGUCCGUGACGGGGUUUUGAUGAAAAUUAAAGCGCGUGACAUUGAUGCCUCGACAAAUGGCGAAGUUUCGUACUCGUUGGUCCAUCAAGCGCAAAAUACGGAAAAUUUAUUUCAAAUUAACCGGAAUACGGGAGCAUUAUCGAUGAAACAAUCGAUUAACAAAUCGAUGAAACAACGUUUGAUGAUACGUGCGACAGAUGAAGCAGCUCAAAAUGAACGAAAAAGUACGGAUUCGUAUUUGACGAUCAUUCUGGCGGACAAAGAAAAUGGCCCGGUGUUUGAUAAAACGGAGUUAGUUGGAAGUGUUUACGAAAAUGAACCAACUGGCACGAGUAUUUUGAAAAUUAGUGCGAAGCCAACCUCAAAUAAUGGGGGAAAUGUUGAAUAUUAUGUGACUAAUGUCACGAAAGAUGAUGAUGAAAUCGCCGAUAGAUUAUUUGAUGUCGAUCCAAAGACGGGAAUUUUGUCGACAGCAAGUGUUUUGGACAGAGAAGGUGGCAAUGACUUCUACAUGGUCGAAGUAACAGCGAUUGAAAUGCAAAAAAGUUCCAUCAAAGCGUCAUCGUUGAAGGUUCGCAUCAACAUUCUCGACAAAAAUGAUUCCCCGCCAAAAAUUGAUGAACCCAUCAAAUUUAGUGUGUCAGAAAAUGAAGAUGUUGGUUUCGUUAUAGGAAAAAUUUCCGCUACCGACGCUGACUUAACAGGCCAUCUCCAAUAUCUGUCGGAAGACAACAAAUAUUUCAAAAUUGACAAAGAUUCCGGCGAAAUUCGGGUCACAAGUCCCUUGGAUCGUGAAAAAAUCGACAAAUUCGAGCUCGCUGUGCAAGUUACCGACGAAAUUCAACACACAAAUUCUACCGUUGAAAUUGACGUCAUCGAUGUUAAUGAUAAUGCACCCGAGUUUCUCAAGUUAUAUUCGUUUGAUGUGCCAGAAAAUGUUACUUUUGGCUAUGAAGUUGGUCAAAUUGAGUCUGUCGAUAGUGAUCUCGGUCAAAAUGCACAAAUAAAAUAUAGCAUUGUGUCAAAUUGGGCGAAUGAUAUCUUCAAUUUGGACAGUAAUACGGGAAUUUUGACUGUAACUGGGAAAUUAGAUUAUGAAGAGACACAACAUUACAUUUUAAUUGUGCAAGCAGAAGAUAAAGGAGAGCCAUUGAGUUUGAGCAGCACCACAACUGUUUAUUGCAACGUUAUUGACUUGAACGACAAUGCGCCGUACUUUGUUGCGAAACAUUAUAGCGCUGCGAUUCUUGAAAAUGUUGCUGUUGGCACGAAAGUCAUGUCUGUCGAAGCUUUGGAUGAGGAUUCAGGCGAAAAUGGUCGAAUUACGUACUCAAUUGAGUCAGGAAAUGACAAAGGAGCCUUCGAAAUCAACAAUUCAGGAGAGCUUUACACAAAAACUUUGCUAGAUCGAGAAGAAACCCAAAUGUACACGUUAAAUAUCAAAAUUGAGGAUAAUGCGAGACUCGUUUCUGAGAGACUUUCUGCCACAACUCAGGUCAUAAUUUACCUAAAAGACGUCAACGACGAAGCUCCAAAUUUCGUUAGUCCAAACCACACGACCGUAAUGGAGAACAGCAUUGUCAAUUCCAUCGUUAUGAGCGUAAAAGCUGUCGAUCGUGACGAAGGAAAUAACGGAUUGAUCAAAUACAGCCUUUAUUCCGACAAAUCUGUGCCAUUUACGCUCGGCAGCAAUGACGGUGUCUUGAAAGUUUCGGGUCCCAUCGAUCACGAAUUGCAGAAGGAGUAUUAUUUGUACGUCACGGCGCACGAUCACGGCAAUCCAAGUCUCUCGACUGCGAUGAAUCUCACGGUAGAGGUCUUAGAUGAAAAUGACAAUUCGCCAGUUUUUGAUCCGAAACACUAUUCGGCGUCGAUUGCGGAAAAUGCGAGUAUUGGAACGAGUGUUUUGCAGGUUUCUGCAACCGACACCGACGAAGGCUACAACGGCGAAGUCCGUUACUCAAUCAUCUCGGGCGACGUCAACGAAGAUUUUUCCAUCAGCGAAGACACCGGAGUCGUUCGUGUCGCCAAAAACUUAAACUACGAACGAAAAAAGCAGUACAAUCUCAUUGUCAAGGCCGAAGAUCGCAGCAAGGACAUCAAUCUGGCAGAUGCUCGUUUCGACACUGCUGACUUGAGGAUCACCAUCAAAAAUAUCAACGACAACAUCCCGCUAUUUCUGGAUUCGCCAUACGUCGUUUCCAUCAUGGAGGAGACAAUUUUACCGAAUGACGGAUACUUUUUGACGGUAAAAGCGUUCGAUGCCGACUACGGCACGGAUUCGCAGAAACAUUUACGUUACUUUUUAAAGGAAGGCAGUGCCGACCUCUUUUCCAUUAGUUCCACGGGUGACAUUUCACUGCGUACUGUUCUCGAUAGGGAAAAGGAAGCAAAACACACGUUAACUAUAAUCGCCAUUGACUCGGACAUUCAAACGUUUACGGGAACAGGAACAGUUCACGUGCAUGUUCAAGACAUUAACGACCACGCGCCAAUUUUUGAGCAACAAACUUAUUUCGCGACUGUUGAGGAAAAUCGCCCAAAUAGCGUUGUUGCUCAGGUAAAAGCGUUCGACGAGGACUUUGGGUUAAAUUCUCUCAUAAAAUACACCUUGGAAGGUCCCUUUUCCGAUCGAUUUGACAUCGAUUCCUUCACCGGAGAGGUUCGAUCUUUAGUUAGCUUCGACAGAGAAGAGUUGCCAUAUUAUUAUUUUAAUGUCUACGCCACGGACCAAUCGCCAAUCAAUCCGCGAACGACUAAAGCGAAUCUUACGAUCAAAAUUUUGGAUGAAAAUGACAACGCUCCAACAUUCAAUCGUGAGUUUUAUAACAUUUAUUUGCCGGAAAACCUCGAAAAAGAUCAAUUUAUCUUCGGAGCACUUGCUACUGACACUGAUGAGGGUCCCAAUGGCAUGAUCGAAUACACCUUAGAAGGCAAUGAUGCCGAUUUGUUCUCAAUUGACCCGAUUACAGGCAUUGUUCAGACCCGAGUUGACCUUCGCGACAUCCAUGACUACAAAUUUUCCAUCAAAGCCGAAGACAUGUCCGAAGAAGAAGAACGAAAAUUCUCCGUUUGUACCGUUAUUGUGUCUAUUAAACCUUCGAAACUCUUUCCGAAAUUCAUUUCCAACAAAAAUGACUUCAGUUUCAAUGAAAACGUCGCCAAAGGACAACUUUUUGCGACAAUGCAAGCCACUUCUCCCAAAACAGGUCGUGCUUCGACCAUAAAAUACUCAAUAGCAAGCGGAAAUGCCGUCGCCAUUAACGAAACCACGGGAGCUUUGUCCAUAAGUGACAUCGGACUCGAUUACGAAAGUUCAAGCGAGUACAAAAUUUGGGUCGCUGCAACAGAUUCUGACUCACCGCCACUCACGACGACACAAAUGAUCAAAAUUAACGUCAAAGAUGUCAACGACAAUGCUCCAGUAGCGUCAAAGGACCUUUACGAAGUCACAGUUAUGGAAGAAGAAUAUCCGCCAGUUCGAAUUGUCACGAUUGAAGCAACUGACAAAGAUACCGAGAAAAAUGCCGAGUUUCGGUUCUUUUUGAACGAUUCGAUCGACGAAAGUUUCGAAAUCUCCGAAGAAACUGGCGAAAUUCGAACUUUAAAGAAACUCGAUCGCGAACAACGUUCCAGUUACGAAUUGAAGGUGAAAAUUGUCGAUAUGGGAUCGCCAGCGAUGACGGGAUCGACAACGGUGAAAGUUAACGUUCUCGAUAAAAAUGACAAUCCGCCACGAUUUACGCGACUUUUUAACGUAAAUGUCACAGAAAAUGCAGAAAUUGGAUUUUUCGUCAUUCGUGUGACUUCUAUCGACUUGGAUGUAGGCGAAAAUGCGAAUGUCACGUAUUUGCUGUCAGAAAAUCCGGGAAAUAAGUUCAAAAUUGAUCCGUUGUCGGGUAAUGUAACAGUUGCUGGUCACUUGGAUCGCGAGCAAGAAGAAGAGUACAUUUUGAAAGUUGUAGCGACUGAUGGAGCUUGGCGUUCUGAAACAACUCUCUCGAUUACCAUUCAAGAUGUCAACGAUUGUGCUCCGAUAUUUGAACACAGCUAUUAUAGCUUUAAUUUUCCCGAAUUUCAGAAGAAACGGGCUUUCGUGGGACAAGUUGUAGCCAAUGACCUUGACAAAGGUGGUCCAAAUUCGAUAAUUUCCUACUCACUUCAACGACCUUCCGAUAUUUUCACUAUUGAUCCAGCCUCAGGUGAGAUUUUCAGUAAGAGAAUUUUGCAUUAUAAACAAACAAAGUUCUCGCCCGAGAAUAUUUAUUCGUUUGUGGUGUUGGCGACGGACAAUGGCAAGCCUCCGAUGUACUCCGAAUGCGUUGUGAACAUCAAUAUCAUCGAUGCCAACAACAAUAGUCCGAAAUUCCUGCAAAGUACGUACAUUAAACCGGUACUUCAACACACGAAAUACGGACAACAAAUAAUUCAAGUGGAGGCGGUUGAUACUUUAGACUUUGGCAUCAAUGCGGAAGUUUCUUAUACGAUUACCGGCGGAAAUGGCUCGCACUUUUUCAAUAUCAACCAUAAUGAUGGCUGGAUUUCGACAAGUCGUCAAAUAAUCGAUGAAAUUAAUCAAGUGUUUGUACUUCAGGUUAAAGCUCAGGAUCGUGGCAUCCCUCCGCAGUCGGAUGAGGCUCUUGUGAAAAUCAUCGUGAGUGGUCAGAAUAAAAAUACGCCAGUUUUUACAGCUCUCAGCUAUCAAGUGAUCGUUCCGGAAAACGAACCUGUAGGUUCAACAAUUCUAACGAUCAGUGCCACGGAUUCCGAUGACGGAUUAAACGGAAAAAUUGUUUAUUCCAUCUCGGGCGGCAAUGAUCGCAAUGAAUUUUCGAUAGAUCCAAACACAGGAGCAGUUAAAAUCACAAAGCCAUUAGAUUAUGAAGUUGUUUCAAACUAUCAGCUGAACAUCACGGCACAAGAUCUUGGUUUCAUCUCUCACAGUUCAGUGGCAAUGUUGAAAGUGAUUGUCACAGAUAUCAAUGAUAAUGUUCCGUUUUUCGAAAAAGACGAGUAUCACGCUUAUUUGGCGGAAAACAGUCCCAUUGGAAGUUUUGUCAACUUUGUUGAACCUUUGGUUGCAAAAGAUCGCGAUUCUUCCAAGUUUGCUGUCAUUGAAUAUUCACUGUUGUCAGGAAAUGGCAAAGAUUUGUUCACUAUUGACGCAACAACGGCUCAAAUUAAGUCAAAAGUCGUAUUUGAUUUUGAAGAAGAAGAUUCAUAUGAGCUCAUAAUCGCUGUACGGAACCCAAAUAGCAAGUCAUUCAACAAAACCAAGUUGAAAAUUCACAUCACAGGCAUUAAUGAGUUUGUUCCGAAAUUUGUGCAGCAAGUUUUCCACUUUGACGUUCCUGAAUCUAAAGAAAUUGGAACCGUUAUUGGUACAGUAAAGGCCACAGAUCGUGAUUCUGGUCCCGAUGGUGAAGUUUUCUACCAUUUGGUUGGAAAUCACGACAAGGGUUUCAUGAUUAACAAAAAUAAAGGCGAAAUUAAGGUUGUUCGCCCGCUAGAUCGGGAGUCACAAAGUCGGAUAAUUCUCACAAUAAUGGCGAAAAAUGCUGGAAGUAUUCGAGGCAAUGACACUGAUGAAGCGCAAGUUGUUAUCUCCAUCCAAGAUGGCAAUGAUGCCCCUGAAUUCGAAGAGAAAUAUUAUGAUUUUACAAUUUCGGAAGAUGUGAAUCCAGAAAGCUUCGUCGGAAUGGUCAAAGCUACCGAUAAAGACAUAAAACCGCAAAAUAAUCAGUUUAGCUAUUUGAUCCUCGAUGGAAAUGUGAAUCAAUCUUUUACCAUUGAUGGGCAAACGGGUAAAAUUUUCACGCAAUAUCGCUUGGAUCGGGAGACACUGGCGCAGUACGAGUUGAAAGUCGGAGCGAUUGACACUGGAAUUCCGCCGCAAACGGGAACUACAGUUGUUAGUGUGACGUUAUCUGAUAUUAAUGACUCUGGGCCGAGGUUUGAAAGUGGCAGCUUGAUUGGAUAUGUGAUGGAAAACGAGCCACCGAGCACAAGUGUGAUGACUUUAUCUGCAAUUGAUGAUGAUCUACCGCCAAAUGGAGCUCCCUUUACGUAUACGAUGAUAACUGCGGGACGUCAAAAUUACUUUGCGGUCGAUAAGUUAACAGGAGUUGUUCGUACCACUCGAAGUAUCGAUCGUGAAAUGACCCCGGAGCUGAAAUUCGUUGUUGAAGUCGAAGAUAACGGUAGUCCAAAGAUAAAAACGCAACACACAGUCAUCGUACAAGUGCUCGAUAAGAACGACAACCCAUCACUGCCACGGAAAAUCCAUCUUGAAGUCUUGUUGUACAAAGGACACAUUUUACCAAACACGCUAAUCGGUAAUGUUCGUCCUACAGAUCCUGAUUUAACGGGAAAUUAUCGUUGUACCUUGUUAAAUGUUGAAACAAGCGGAUCCAAGGGUUCGAACAAUGAGUUUGCCUUCAACAAGGAUUGUCUUCUAGUCACUACUGAACAAACACGCCUACAAAAUUACACGUUGACCAUAAAAGGUAACGAUGGAUUGCAUCCUGACGUGCCGGUGUCUGUUUAUGUCUACUUCCAAAAGUUCAAUGAUGAAACAAUUCAAAAUUUGAUAUCGAUUUACGUCGCCAAUACCACAAUUGAGGAUUAUUUCUCGAAAAAUCAUGAAAAGUUCAGGGAUAUCAUCAAAGCAAGUGUUUCCAAAGAAGCGACUUUGAAAAUUUUCAGCAUCAAUACCAAAAAUGAAAGCAUUGAAAUUAUCGCUGGCAUAGAUGAUGCCGGAAAACUCAAAUCUGCUGAUUUCACAAAGCGUCUUUUGAUGAACAAAAUGGACUUGCUUUCAUCUCUUUUCCAAAGAAAAGUUGUAGUUGGAUAUUCGCCGUGUCAAGACGUUGCAUGCGAAAAUGGCGGCACUUGCAAGAGCAAACUUCAGGUGAGCGCACAUCAAAGUGUUGCGGAAACAGAAAACUAUGUCCUCGCAUCACCCAUGAUAACAAACGAUUACGAAUGUGUCUGCAUGGAGGGCUACUUAGGAGAUCAAUGCAAAAAUUUGAAGAAUGUUUGCACACCAAACCCGUGUCAAGCGGGCGGAAAGUGUCGACGACAGGGUUUCGACUUUCAAUGUUUCUGCCCCAUGGAUCGCGAAGGAAAAUAUUGCGAACUGGAAAAGGGUGAUUUGUGUUCGCAAGUAACUUGCCAGAAUGGAGGAACAUGCAAAGUUAAUUCUGAUGGCGUAACAUCGUUCUGUAUUUGUCGCCCGGGUUAUCGUGGUGCAAACUGCGAACAAAUUAUUGACACAUGUCGACCUAACCCAUGUCAAAAUGGAGGAAGUUGUAUUCCGCUGAAGCCUGGAUACAAGUGCACAUGUCCGAACGGAUAUUUCGGAAUUAAUUGUGAAAACUCCUCUUUUGGCUUUGGUGAGUUAUCAUACAUGCUGUUCCCCGAACUCGAUGCAACAACAAACGAUAUUUCCAUAAUUUUUGCAACAACAAAACCAAAUUCGCUUUUGAUUUAUAACUACGGAUUGCAAAUCGGAGGACGUUCAGAUUUCAUUGCUCUCGAAAUAAUUGCUGGAAAGAUCGUUUUCUCAUUCGGUGGUUCACAAACUGCGAUAACAUCCUUAGUGAUGGGCAGCAAUCAUCGCAGUGUCGCUGAUGGUAAUUGGUAUAAAGUGAUAGCUACGCGAAAUGGUCGCGUUAUGUCCUUGAGUGUUUCGAAUUGCACAGAUAAUGGGGAGACUUGUGAAAAAUGUCAAGUUGGAGAUUCAAAUUGUUACACAGAUGACAUUGGACCAACUUCAGCAUUGAACUUCAAUAAAAACUCCUUGUUAGUCGGCGGAAUUAUGAAUGAAGAUUCGAUCUUUAAUCGACCCGGGCAAGUUCAUACAGAUGACUUUAUUGGAUGCAUUCACAGCAUCAUGAUCAAUGGUCGUCCUUUGAACUUGAACAGUUCGAUUAAGUCAAGUAAUGUUCAACCACGUUGCAAUCGUGUCAAUGGUUUAUGUAGCAAAAGUUCAAAGCUCAAUACUUGUGAUAAAGCAUCACCUACCUCAUGUAUCGACCAUUGGGAUCAAGUAAUGUGUGCCUGUCAUGAUAACAUCUUUGCUCGCGACUGCGAAACUUCAUUCCAACCUAUUUCACUCACUGAAGGAGCUUAUGUCGAAGUUGUGAUUGGCAAUAAAUUCCGUCGAACGCAACUUUUGCCUUCGUUUUACAUCGGAAAACAUGCCUGGUAUAGCAAACUUAACACAAGAAGACGCGAAAUCAAAGCAAAUAGCAUGACAGCAUUCCAACUUGGCGAGUUUCAACUUAGCCCUCCGCGAUUCGUCAGCAUUUCCUUCAAAACUGUCAAUCCGAAUGGUUUACUCUUGUUCUCCAACACAAAUUCGAACAAAUAUUAUUCAAUAGUUGAACUACGAGAUGGUCAAAUAGUCUACACAUCAUUCAAGGGAACAAAAGUUACCUUAAUGAGCAAGCAACCAACAUACUUUGCCGAUGGUGAAUGGCAUACAGUUCGCAUAACGAUCGAUUCAAAAGUCGUUAAGAUGACCGUCGAUUCUCAAUCGAUCUAUGAAGAGCUCUACGUGUCCGAACUUCAUGACAUUCUCGAUCCGUAUUUGACGGAAAUGUUCAUCGGUGGCAUUGCAGAAAGUUUUGUCCCAUCAGACGUAAUGUUCAAGAGCUUCGAAGGAUGUCUCGCAAACUUCACAGUGAAUGAUGAAGUUCAAUCCUUAAGUGGAAAUGGAGGAAUUUUCACCAACGUCAAGAAACAUGGAAAAGUUUUCAAGAAUUGUUAUGACUUGGCAAAGUUGGGAGGCGCGCAAGUUGCUGAUCCAUUAAGUAUUGGAUUGUCGCUCGUCAUUGGGUUCAUUGUGAUAUUGCUGAUUGCUACAGCGGUUUCUUUUGUCUUUUUCCGUUUCCAUAAGCAACAGAAGGAAAAGUCAGGCAUUCCUCCAAUCACCCCAACUUCAAUGCCUUCAAAGCAAGGCGGAAGUACUGUGAUUCUUGGAAGAGCUUCGAAUGAAAUGCCGAUCGGGUAUCAUGGGGAUAAUAAUGAUCUCCUUCGAAGAAAAGGAAGUCACUAUACUGGGCAAGAACCGAUUACGAAAAAGAUGAAAGAUCGCGAAAUCAGUGGCAUUGAUAGUACUCAAAGAUCCCAAAGACCAGACAUCAUUGAACGAGAAGUUGUAAAAACCUCUUCGUUGCAAAGAGAUGAUCCUCACCAAUCGUUAUCGAUGCAUGAGCAUAAUUCCAACUUAGAACUUGAAGAAUUCGGACAUAAUUAUGACAUGGAUAACAAUAGCUCAAUUGCGCCUUACCAUUACAAAGGUUUCCGUGAUGGCGUUCGCAAGUUCAGAGCAAGUCCUUUGUCAAUGCCUGGAUAUCACAAACAUCAACAGCAACAUCGGCAUUCACCACAUCACGCUCCGCAUCAUGCCCCAUUUGUGCCGCGAGUUACGCCAACCAACAAUCAACAGGGUUUGGCAAAUACUACGCGACAACAUCAAACGACUCCUUUAGCGCGACUUUCUCCAAGUUCCGAACUAAGUUCACAACAUCCAAGGAUUCUAACCUUGCACGAUAUUUCCGGUAAGCCACUUCAAAGUGCUUUACUUGCGACAACUUCAAGCUCCGGAGGCGUUGGAAAAGACGUGCUUCAUAGCAAUAGUGAGCGAAGUCUCAAUUCUCCUGUGAUGUCCCAACUUUCAGCUCAAAGCUCUUCCGCUAGUCGCAAAAAUCUCAUGUCCCAUUCACAAAAACCAAACAUUCCAACGAUCAAUAAUGACGCGUUAGGUCUAACCACGGACGAAAUUGAACGAUUAAACGCUCGUCAACGCACUUCGAGUCUCGUGUCGACACUCGAUGCUGUCUCUGUGGUUAGCAGUAGUGAGCCACGUGUCGCCAAUACACAUUUACCGCAUCUGCAUCACGCACAAAACGAUGCAAUUAGCUCGACAUCAUCCGACGAAAGUGGAAACGAUAGUUUCACCUGCUCCGAAAUUGAAUAUGAUAAUAACUCGAUUGUCGGAGACGAAAAAUACCACAAUCCAACCGCAGAUGUGGCCAAAAAUGACGUUACCGAUAGUGUAAAUAAGCCGGAAUCAACGUUUGACGGCACUUAUGAUUCGUCGUUUCGCGGAUCUCUCAGUACCGUGGCGUCAGACGAUGAUUUGUCGUCGCACAUAGGGAAUAUUUAUAGGCAACCGACAGCGCAUUGGGACUAUCUUCUCAAUUGGGGUCCCAAUUUCGAGAAUUUAGUGGGGGUCUUUAAAGAUAUUGCCGAAUUGCCAGAUUCGGCAAAUGGAGGCACAAUGCGUUUACCCAAUAGUAUACAAAAACCGUCCGAAGAAUACGUGUAA